GAGCUCCUUUGGCCAAUAACGGCUGUAGCCAUAUCGCUGUGGCAUUAGCUGCGCUGACUGGCCAGGCUCGGGCUCCAGGACUUCUGGGUGCCCUGGACUACUUCCUGCGGUUGUUAGAGACCCUCUACUCCUUGGACGUCACCUUCACCCCAGCUCUACAAGCUCUUCGGGCAGACAUCGUGGUGACCUGGGAUGGUGAGCCUAGCACAUGGGCAGACUAUAGCCGCAAGGUACGACUCCAAUGGGAGAAGACCGAAAAGUGGAAGCGCAAGCUUCUUGGACCAGAGUUGGCUUCCCGACUCUCAGGUCGUGCUUGGGCUGUGGUUCCGUCCUUGGACCAUCGCUUGCUGCAGAAGAAGAAUGGCACCAAGUACCUUUUACGAUUUCUCAGAGAUCGGUUGUGCCGCACUGCUGUUCCAGACGCUGGCGCAAAACUUGAGGAACUCUUCAUCAAGAUGAAGCGUCCAGCAGGAAUGACAAUGAGCGAAUGGGCCAACCAGGUUCAAGAGUCUUACAGAAAGGUUCAGAGAGCCUUGGUGCGAGCAAGACAGGUGAGCAAGCGGGAACCUCAAGGACAAGCUGUAGGAUCGACUGCAACGCGAUCUGAACCUCAAGCUGAACCACCGAGUCCGCAGAGAGUGAGAACGACACCGAGACCUUCCCCACAUCCAUCACCACCGACUUCUCCGAAGGAGACACCACAAGAUCGAGGAGCACAACUUUCUGGACAAGAUGAUGGUCGUGGUGGAGCACUUCAUCCGGAACAAGGAGGAUAUGAUCAAGUACCUCAAGAUGAUCCUUCUGAACCAGGACAACAAGAAUGGACGGAUGAUGAAUGGCGUCAAUGGCAUCGCCAACGUCGAGGUGGUUAUGAUGAUGGAGCUUCUUCGUCUUCAGGCGAGGACUUUGCAUGGGAUGAACUGGAAGUCGAGGAGGUACAUGUUCUCCCAGACGAGAUUCUGGGAUGGCUGCUUUUGAGAAGGGCUAACCUGAGCUCAGCCAACAGGUUAGCGGUGCAAAGCAGUGUCCAGAACAGCCUGUUCUUUCGGGACAUCGAGAACGCGCUGAGAGAUCAAGAGGAGGAGCUGCUUCAAGCAGAUCAACAUCGACUUCCCCAUCGCAAGAGGACUUACUGGGUAGAAGAUCAAGGUGUUUGGGGUCUACUGGUGUCUGAGGAUGCAGUGGAUGAUGCUGCUGCAGAGAUUCACUGGGUUGGAUCCCAUCUCCCUGCGGAGGUCUAUGUCCCUGAGUAUGCCAACGAGGAGAACGAAGAAGCUGAGGAGAUUCACUGGUCUUACGACUAUGAUGUUGGCAUGGAUGACUACUCCGACCUGACGCCGGAGCAGACGAAGGAAUUGGACGAGGCCUACGCGGUCUAUGAGAACAAGAUGAGGAAGGGCGCAUACUGGGUGGAGUCAUUGACACCCAGCUCUUUGGACACCGUGUUCAUGGCCAUUCCGGAGGAUGAGAACGAGGCACAGAAUGACUUGCAGACUGAGGAGAACUUCAACGUGGACUUUGUCAACGACGCGCACGACAAGCCGAUCCCGGACACCUUCAACCUGGAGAACACCUUCAACGUUGUCUCCGUCCUCAACAUUCCUGAGGAGGAGAAGCCAGAGCACUGCAUCUACAUGAUGGAGGAUGCAGAGGUGAUUAAUGACACCACUGGCUACGGUGUCCUGGAUUUGGGGGCCACUGAGACGGUGUGUUCCCUUGAGGCUCUUGAAGGUCUCAUGCAACGUCGAGCUCAAGUACAUGGCAUUGCAGAACCUGUUGAGGUUUUCUCUGGAAAGGAUGCCACAAAACCUUUCCGAUUUGGCAAUGGAGCAACUCAGGUCUCUUCUUCCUUUGUGAGGGUGCCUCAAAGACUUGGCGACCAGAUGGUGAAGUUAGGUCUUUUCACCUUGGAUGCCGAACGCGUCCCCAUUCUGCUGGGCAUGAGAACUCUUCAUCGCCUCGGCACUAUCAUAGAUGUGAGCGGCCGGUGGAUGGUGCUUUCACGAGUUGCACCGUCUGUGAAGAUCCCACUCGGCAAAAGUCGUGCUGGACACCUUUUGGUCGACCUCACUUGCGACUGGCUCAAAACGAGUCAACCUUUACAAGAUGACUUUGAUGCGAAGGACACUUCUCUUCAGGGCACCAGUUCCAAGGCCAGGCGAACCGAGGCUGCAGAACCUGCGUGCAGUGAACAGCAGAUUGUGAGCAAUCUGACGCAUGUCCUUCUUUUGAAGGAGCCUUGGCUUACAAAAAUUCUUGACGGAUGCAAAUCCUUGGAAUUGCGAAGUCAAAACACAACAAAGAGAGGCAGAAUUGGCCUUGGCAUCAAAGACAAGAUCUUGGGCUAUUGCGAACUGACAGACUCGCAACGGCUGACCUGCGCAGAAGUUUUCUCUCGUCGGCAUGAGCAUCUUUGUCCUUUGGAUUUGGUGACUUACAAGGAGGUGUACGGUUGGAGCUUGGCAUCUGCAAAGCGAUUGUCUACCCCAGCUCCCUUGCCAAGGAAGCACGGACAGAUUGUCUGGGUAGUUCAUGAAGGUGCAAAACCAGAUCAAGCCCCGGCUACUCCUUGCCCUGCUCCGAGAGAUCCCAGCCCUGCGCCCAUUGCAGAUCAAGUUGAGCCAUCAGCAGACGCAAGCCCUGAUGCUCUUGCCGUUCAUCAGUCUGAGUCUGAUGUUUGCGCACAAGUGGCCGUGAAGCUUGAGCAGGCCAAUGCUGCCAAAUUCAACAAGUUGAAACAGAUUGCUCCGAAGUAUGCAGAACAAGGACGCAAGACUGCGCGAGGCCAGCUUCCAGAUUUAGAAGCGGCAUGUGUUUUGUGCCAACGGGCACGUCAUUCCUGCAAGUGGGAAACAUACAAAGCUCCAAAGAGAAAUGGGCACCGACCAAUUCGCACCAAAGGAGGCAGCUGCUACAGCUGCGUGAGAUCUUGUGCUUUGUUUCGAUGUUCUCGGUCCAUCCGUGCCUUGAAAGAGGCUGGACUUGUUGAAGUCAUAGCAGAAAUGUCGAAAGCUGUCGCAAAGACACAGCUACGUGCUCCUCAGAAAGUGUUCUUCUUGAUAUCCAUGGAGAGCGGUCAGCAGAGAAGGGAAUCCGCAGAAGCAGAAGCCAAUUCCUUGUUGCAGACAUCGGAGCACAGCAGCUCUUCCACUGACUUUGGCGCGCUCACUUCAAGCCAAUUUCAAAUUUUGAGAAAGUCGGUUGCAAAAACCAUCAUAGAUGCUUGCAGAGACGAGAGCUUGUUAUUACCAUAUGCUGACGGAGUGUUGCAAGACAAGGCAACUUCCAAAACAAGGCGUGGUUGGGCCGAGAAGGCUGCAGUGGCUGUUUUCUUCCGCUGUCCACCUGACUUGCAAACCAUCAUUUUUCCUGCAGUGGAUGCUCUAGCAUCUCGACGUUUGACACCAGCAGCUCGUCAUUUUUUGGAAUUAGCGCCAGACGUGCAUGACCAUGAUCAAGGUCCUGUACCUGAAGAGCCAGAAGCAGUGACUCCUCCCAGCAAGGUUGCCAAGCAACAAACGGGUAGUGCUGAAGCGAGGCCCAAUCAAACAAGAGCUCCACCAGGAAGCGGCCGAAAGAGAGAGUUAACAACAAAUCUGUUACAAAUGAUAGAGGGUCACUGCCAUGAGGAGGGCGACGUCCACACUGUGCUGCAUGCCUUAGAGAACAGGCUGCAAGCCAAAUUUCCUGGAAUUUCUUUUCAUCACAAGCAUCCAAAUUUACCAGAUAAUGCUGACGAGGUUUUGGACAGAUUGGGACAAUUGCGGCUAAAGGUUACAGCCCGUGGAAAUCAAACCUUGACUUUGCGGGAGCUAGAUGCUGCAGUAUCCAAUCACGGCGCUGUGCUGCCGGAAUACUUGACUGAGAAAGGUUAUCAAAUUGGGUGCAAAGCCAGGAAAAGACUGAGGUUCGAGGAUGAACCUGAGAACCGUGGUGGGCGUCCAAAAAUAUUUCUUUCAGAAGACGUAGCACGGGAAAUCCUGGGAAGACAUUCUAAGCCAGGCAGCAGUGUUGUUACUGUUGAAACAACUGCGCAUGGCCGUCGAAAAGCCAGAGGCAAACAAUCCAGUGACGGUACCAGAACAGAGGUCGCAAGCAUGUCUCUGUUAGCCGCGCCAACAACAAUUUAUGAUAUGGAGCCUGAGCUGCCGAAGGUCAUGAGCGCACCCACAUGGCGACGGAUUCUGCGACAGGGUUUUGGAGAAUUUCGUUUGGCCGCCCGGCGGACAGACAUCUGUACCCACUGCAACACCUUCUACACCAAGUUGGUGCCAGAUUUCAAAGCUUUUCUUGAGAAGUCUCGCAGGGAUCUGGUUGCUAUUAUUCCUUCCUAUUUUUCCGGCUGGGACGAAACAAAGGAACAAGAAGAUUCCAGCAAGGGCGAUUGGGCUGCUGUUGCCAGCGGUUUGCUCCAAUAUAUCCGGACACACCAUCAGCAAUAUCCAUUGGAAAGGGCCGAGCUGUCCCGAGCCGAUAGACUCACCUUGUGGACGGACACAGAAGCGCCCAUUCAGCAUGAAAUGAAAGGCCGCCUUUCUUUGCUGAGAGCUUUUCAAUGGCAUAUUGCCAGCUCACGCCGUAUGAAUGCAACCUUUGAAUCUUUGCUUGACACUACCGCAUCAACGCUGCCUUUGGGGGAUUUUCUUCUCGCUUAUGACUGGCGGCAAAAAUUGAAACUACCAAUGUGCCCAGAAGAAACUGGGCAAAUGUGGCACAUGCAACAAAAGGUCUCGCUCUCUUGCUGGGGUGGCGUGUUUGUGAGACAUGCCCCCUCUUCCACAAUCGAAUGCCCCAAGAUUGAUUUCACUUUUCUCUUAUUUCUGACAGAUGUUAUUGAACAGAGCGGAAGCCAGCAAUCUCAUGCUACAAGCCGCUUUGAACGCGUGCAGUGUACCAACGACUGGAUCCCUGCAACUUUGGAGAAGCAAAAAGUGUUGAUCCGCUUCCUGGGAGAGCAGCAUGGCAAAAGCAUUUUGGAUAAGAUGUUUGGAUCUUCUGGAUGGCUUGGGAAAUAUGCUCGCAAACAACCGAUUCUCGAUUUGAACGGUAUGGUCAGGGCGCUGCAAGCAGGCAGUUUGCCCAAUGCUUCGCCCAUCCUGUUCAACCGUGUGUUUGCUGACAGUGCUGACCGUGUGCGGGUUUCAGAUUGGAGUGUGGAAACAGUGAAAGAUGACGACCCGCCGAAGGUGAAUCAGCAUGACUUUGAUCCAGCGUUUGUGGUCCACUCAAGCCAGACUUCACAGUCAUCGCUGCCUGAAGUGGAUCAAAGCAUGCGGGACUACAUCCUGCGACAACUUGCCCACGAUCAAGCGCAUCGCACUGCGUUCUCUAGCAAUGGCGCCGAAGAAGAUGACCCAGAGCCUGAACCACAAGGACGUAGCUCCCCAGACAGAGAAGUACGACUUCACACGGAUGCAACAGAUGAACCCAGCCGACCCGAGGGCUCUGGGAGCGCCCUGCUGGGGCGAGCACACUCCAGUCCACUGGCGAAGGACGUGGAGGUGCAGGUGGUGGAGAAGAAGCCGGAGAAGGGAUCAUGCGAGCUGAUGGAUCGCAAGAUCGGGCUGGAUGGAGCCGAGCGCUCCCUGGUGAACCGCCUGGAGACGGUCAGACGGCAGAAGGAGGCAUGGCAGCAGGUGCAAGAGAAGAAGAACCUGCACAAGAACCAGUCUUCCAAAGGUUCACCAUCGGGCCCAGAAGCAUCGGGCCAUCCGCCCAAGGCAUCACCUUCAACGCCUUCACCAACACCAGCAAGUGGAGCCGGCUAUGGGAGCGAGACCAUCGACCUGACCAUGAACGUGACGCCAGGCAGAAAGACCAGGAAGUCUCAGGAGACAGCAGAGGACUUGGAGUACCAUCUGCGACAACAGCAGCAGGAAGCGGAAGAGUGGACUCAGGUCAGUCCACCGGAAUCACCACCAUGA
This is a messenger RNA of Cladocopium goreaui, 5924 nucleotides long. Lineage: Eukaryota; Dinophyceae; Suessiales; Symbiodiniaceae. The record is from the annotation of a GenBank genome assembly.